This is a messenger RNA of Schistocerca piceifrons (Central American locust), 1521 nucleotides long. RefSeq names its product probable pterin-4-alpha-carbinolamine dehydratase (gene Pcd). Gene Ontology annotation, biological process: tetrahydrobiopterin biosynthetic process. Lineage: Eukaryota; Metazoa; Arthropoda; Insecta; Orthoptera; Acrididae. Gene Ontology annotation, molecular function: 4-alpha-hydroxytetrahydrobiopterin dehydratase activity. The record is from RefSeq and is a predicted model, not a curated record. The transcript has 3 exons. The coding region runs from base 660 to 1073 and encodes 137 amino acids.
CGCGCUCGCAAUAAAGUUAUUGUUGCUCAACUGUAGGUCUUCAUUCUUCUGAAUCACGUUAAGCAAAGGUCGGACAGCCACCAGUUUAGCUGAACCCGACAAGCUAUUUAUAUUUUGAUGUUCUGAGCUUUCCACUCCAAUACAGAAUAUUCAUUAAUUUGUGUACGCACUUAAGUUAGAGUAAUUUCAAAUCAAUAAUUAUGAGUUUAGAUGUUAUAAUUACAAUCUAGUAGGUACUCGUAUAGCAUACGUUUUGUAAAUGAGAAGAGCAAGUAGAAAGUACCUCAGUUGUUACUCCUACUCAAGGAUCGUUAUAUUACAUGCUAACUGAGCUCCACUAUCAGAGAAUAGGUAUCGGUAGUCAUAUGAAAGUUUGAUUCUUGUGUAGAAGCCGCUUAACCAAAACAUUAAUAGUCGCAUUUGGAUCACCUUUAACUUCAAUGAUAUACUUUUUUUCUAAUUUAGGACGCACUGAACCAAGCUGCAGAUCGACCUUCUCUACAGCGGUGAAGCUUAAAUAUUUGUUCAGUAGUAAUUCCCUUAAUUUUAGAAAACUAGACGGUACUUGUUAGCUGAAAAUGGAAACAUUUGGUAACGCUGAAGAACUAUAAAUACAAUUACGGUACUUUCGUUUCGACGUUUCUCAAUUAUAGUACGUAAUGAUUUUUGGUGUGUGUACUGCCACCUGUCGGAUCUCUAGGUCAGCUGUACCACUACAGUGCGUCAAGCAAUCGAGCGUAGCGGCAAGUACAAGACAUAAGAAAAUGUCUGGCAAGCUGACUGAGGAGGAGCGAACACAAGUUCUCCAACCACUGUUGGAGAAAGGCUGGAAAGUUACAGAGAAUCGAGAUGCCAUUGCUAAGGAUUUUAUAUUUAACAAUUUCAAUGAGGCAUUUGGUUUCAUGACUCGUGUUGCACUCUUGGCAGAGAAGAUGGAUCAUCAUCCUGAAUGGUUUAAUGUCUACAAUAAAGUAAAAGUCACACUGGCAUCUCACGACGUUAAUGGUGUGAGCCAUCGUGAUAUAAAAAUGGCAGACUUCAUGGAGAAAGUAGCUGGUACAGUGAAGUCGUAGGCAAUGUCUUACUGAAGCUGCAUCUAUAGAAUAUGAAAUCUUCAUGCUUUUUAAUAAACAACUAUAAAUAAAUGUUCUUUUCUGCUUAUGUCUUUCUUUGCUAUUAAUGUGGACAGUUCCAAAUAGAUCAAAAAAUUAUUUAACCAACAAAGGUGGUUAAGAUAGGCCUUUAUUGUUUACCAGCUCUUUAAUUUAAAUUACUCAUAAACUGUAUUACACGAGACAUGCCAUAUGAAGUGAGCAAACUCUUCCACUUUAGUGUGUAUUGUCAAAGAAUGAGCAUAGUUUUUAGUUUUAUGUUGUGUUAUUGUGUUGUUCAGUACAAAAAAAGAGAAAAAGUGAAGUAAAACCUUGUUAAACAUUUACUUUGUGCUUUAUAUGUGGUUAUAAAUGUUGCAUUUGUAAGUAAAAAGAGUAAAAAAAUAAAUACACUCUUGUUGGUUGCUAA